Linum tenue is the source of this 1059-nucleotide messenger RNA. The record is from the annotation of a GenBank genome assembly. NCBI's taxonomy places the organism in Eukaryota, Viridiplantae, Streptophyta, Magnoliopsida, Malpighiales, Linaceae.
AUGGCUUCUCUCUCCACUAUCCACGGCGCUCGCCAACCUCUCCAUCUCUCGCUUCCUUCCAACCGUCUAUCUUUCCCUAAACCUAUUUCCUCGCUCUCCUUCCAUACCCCUCCGCCGCCAUCCUCCUCCUCGCCGUUCAAACUCUCCACCGUCAGGGCUUCAUCCUCGGGCGCUCCCCUCCAUCGGAACCCUAGGAUUUCCCCGGGCGAAUCCCUGAACCCUAUCUUCAAAACCGCGUGCAUCACUCUAACAGCCGCCGCCGCACUAUUCCUCUCCCGGCUGCAUACCAAACCGGCGAUUGCCUCCCCGAUCGCUGCGCCUCCCUUGGUGGAGCCUGCGCCCGGAGAGGCCGCCUCGGAACAGAAGGAUAAUGGCUCCUCUCUGGCCGAAGAAGAGAGAGCCCUGGAGGAGCACCUGGCCCAACAUCCAGACGACAUCGACGCCCUAAGGGCUCUGAUGGAGCUCAAGAUCAAGUCCCGGAAGCUUCCCGAAGCAAUUGGGGUAAUCGACCGCCUGAUGCAGCUGGAGCCCGACGACGACGAGUGGCAGCUGCUCAAGGCCCAAAUUUACAGCUACAGUGGCGACUCCGACUCUUCUACGAAGAUCUUCGAGGAAGUGCUGGAGAAGGACCCGCUUCGGGUGGAGGCUUAUCACGGCCUGGUGAUGGCCUAUUCGGAAGAUGGGCGGUCCAUGAGCGAUGUGAUGAAGCGAAUUGAAUCAGCCAUGAACAGGUGCAAGAAGGAGAAGAAUGCUUCUGAUGCUAGGGACUUCAAGUUGCUGUUGGCUCAAAUUAGAGUGAUGGAAGAGAAGUACGGGGAAGCUCUGAACGUGUAUGAUGAGUUGGUGAAAGAGGAGCCGAGGGACUUCCGGCCAUAUCUGUGCCAAGGGAUCAUAUACACUCUUAUGAGGAAGAGGGAAGAGGCGGAGAAGAAGUUUGAGCAAUUCAAGAAGCUGGUUCCCAAGAAUCAUCCUUACAGAGAGUAUUUCAUUGACAAUAUGUUUGCUACCAAGUUCUUCUCGGAUAAAGUGGACACAGAGAAGGCUUGGUCCAGGAGCUGA